AGAGACAAUCAACCAGGGAUCUGUCGCACGUCAAGCCAGCAUAGCUAGAAUCUGUUUCUCUCGUGCUUCUAUUUUUUUUUCUUUCACUGAGAUUUGACAGCAGAAACGUUUUACAAACCAAAGCACCCAAGUUGUCUGUCAUGUAUAUAUAUACACACAUACCCCUACCUGACCAGCUAGCUAUAGCUACUAUUGCAAAAAUUGAUUCGAUACUGCAUUUCAUUCAGAUCGAUCAGUGUGCUCACUUGCUGCUGGGUGCGUAUCUUCAACUUCUUCAGCGCAACUUUGUACCGUCUUGAUCAAGUUGCGGGAGGACAUCAACAUGUCCUUGGAUGUCGCCGGUGCCGAGAAGAAGAAGGUGUUACUGGCGGAGGGGCUGCUGCUCCCGGCUAGCAUGGUGCUGGUGCAGGCCUUCACCAUGGGCGCCCUCCUCCUGUCCAAGCUAGCCUUCAACGUCGGCAUGGCGCCUUUCGUCCUCCUCGCCUACCGCAACCUCAUUGGCUCCAUGACCGUCGCCCCCUUCGCCUUCUACUUCGAGAGGUCAAAUUUGCGUUGCGUGUACAAUAAAGUAUUUUCAGCUGACAACACAGAUUGUUCAAUUUUAGACUUGAGGGAGAUGAUGAAAAAGGUGAACAUGAAGAUAUUUGGCUGGAUCUCCUUAACCGCUUUGUUCGGAAUCGUGCUAGCAAUGGGACUGCACUACUACGGUCUGCGCGCCACCAACGCGGGAUACUCUGUCGAUUUCCUUAAUCUGAUCCCUGUUGUCACCUUUGUCACUGCUGUAAUACUCCGAGUGGAGAAGCUGAGGAUAGGGACAUGCCCGGGCAAGAUGAAGGUCCUCGGCACAGCGAUUUGCGUGGGAGGGACGAUGGUGAUCAGCAUGUACAAAGGCAAGCUGCUGCAUCUAUGGCCUACCCACCUACUGAAACCGCACCUGCAGGCGAUCGGCGCAGUCUCUCCCGUCCGAAACCACCACAGCAUGCUCCUUGGCACGCUGUUCCUUGCCGGCAGCACGCUCAGCUACGCCUUCUGGUUCAUCAUACAGGUACGAGUGUCCAAGGAGUUUCCGUCCAAGUACUUUUCGACAAUGCUAGCUUGCAUGUCAGGGACCGUGCAGGCGGCGGUGUUCGGACUUGUGCUAGACAGGGAUCUAUCGGCAUGGGCGCUCAAGUGGGACCUGCAGCUACUCGUCGUCGUCUACUCGGGUGUCUUCAACACCGGAGUCAGCUUCUGCUUGAUCUCGUGGGCUAUCGCUCGUCGUGGGCCCACCUACCCUUCCAUGUUCAACUCGUUGUCGCUGGUAGUCACCACGGUUCUUGAUUCAGUGUUGCUUGGCACGGAUGUCUCAGUGGGGAGCUUGCUUGGAGCGAUGCUGAUCAUCCUAGGGUUGUACGCGUUCCUCUGGGGGAAAGGAAAGGAGGCACAAGAGCAGCGCAAACAAAUCAGGGCCGCGACGAGCGGAGAUCAGAAUGGGUGCCCUCCGGCAGUGGCGGGUAAUGGCGUGGAUAGCCUGCAGGUUGGGAAGCACGAGGUGCGAAUUCGCGUGGAAGUCAGCUAGCGAGCUAAUUAGAAACUCUAAGAGCACCUCCAGUCAUUGGGCUCCCAUGCCGAAAUCCGACGCUAAAUAGCUAAAUAGCGCGGAUGGAUGUAAGUUUCGGCACAGGGUGGCUCAGUUUCUCAGCGGCGAGCCUAAGUGAAUGUAGGCGAAACGAGGAAUUCAAACGGAACAUGACGAAAAUCGUUCAAACUUAGCCUAAAA
Molecule: messenger RNA, 1759 nt
Organism: Lolium perenne
Lineage: Eukaryota; Viridiplantae; Streptophyta; Magnoliopsida; Poales; Poaceae
Product: WAT1-related protein At5g64700
Cellular component (GO): membrane
Molecular function (GO): transmembrane transporter activity
Source: RefSeq, a predicted model, not a curated record